AAUAAAGCAAACCCUCAAAAGAAUUCCAAAACCCAGACCCUCCUCCUCCUCCGCCAUGGCGGCUCCGGAAGACGUCGUGAAGAACCGCUGGCUAGGGUUCCUCAUCUGGCAAUCCAUCGCUGGCGCCUCCGUAUACCUCCCCUCCAUGGCGCUCCUCCUCCGCCGCCCCCGUUCCGCCGCCCUCUCCCUCCUCUCCUUCCUCUCCUUCCACCUCUCACUUCUACUCCUCUGCCUCUCCUUUUUCCUCCUCUCCUCUCCUCGCGACCACCACUUCCUCUCCGUCGACUUCCGCCGCCGCGCCCAUCUCAUCCUUCGCAUCCUUCUCUUCUUCCUGCUUUCCUCCGUCGCGGGCUUCCUCUCCGUCGCCUCGGUUUGCGUCCGUUCAGAGAUCUUUCACGCUCCCACUCUAGCGGAAGUAGCUCUUACGGGAUCGGCCUUCGGGAUGGUGUACGCCCUGCAAUACUUGCUCAGGAAGCGGUGGGUUUUGCAGUUCCCAAUCAUUCAGCGACCGCUCUUCUUUAGCUUCAAAAUGGGGCUCUCCGCUUGUCUCAGACGAGCUCUGAUGCUAUCGGCCCAGGCAGUUGCAUGUUCGACUGUUCUUGUAAUGUUUGUACCUUAUGAGUUCAGGAGCGAGUUUAGAUUGUGGAGGUUUCUUAAUCAGUUGUUCAACUUCUACAUUAGAACCUCUGUGGCUUCCUUUUGCUGGGAACUAAGCCAUCAUUUGCUCCAGGUUGUGCACACUAGGAGGUGUUCCUUUGCACCACCUCAAGGAUCAGCUGCUGCUGAAACAAAUCCAAGUGAAAUUCUCCUUGAAACACUAGAACAGAGCAGUCCAAGAUCUCUUGUUCAGUAUCUUGCAUAUCUUGAUCUGUGUGCUGUUUCUGAGAGCAAUGUUGAAGCUUGGCGUCGAGCUGCUUUUUUAGAGGAAAGUGGUGAAACAUAUAGGCGAGUUAUUGCUGUAUGUUUGAGGCCUCUGGAACAGCUUGCAUCAAUGAUCACUGAGGGUUUGGAAGGUUAUCCUAAGAUUGAAACUGAUUUGCUGAACCAUCAGUUGAAUUUCCCCACAUAUACUCAUGCGGACUCAAGGCUGCUUGAAGCUUUCAAUGACUUUCAGCUAUAUACAUGGUGUGCGAGGGCAGCAGCAGCAAAUACUGCAUGUUCACACUCAGAGGACAGGUAUGGAGUUGCACAACUCACCGGUUGCAACGCUGCAGUAGUUUCAACGCUUCUGUCUUGCCUUCUGGCUAUUGAGGCUUGUCUGGGGAAAAAGACUAGCCCACAAACUGCGCACUUGUUGGGUCCAGGGAACAUCCGAUGGGCUACCAUGAACAUGGUAAGAAAGAAUGGAGUAACUUCUAUGAGGAAUAAAAUCAAAAGUGGAAUUUUGAAUAGUAAGGCAUAUGCCAUGGCAGAUGUUCUAAGAACAUCCAUAUAUCAGAUAGUUUCUGUUUUCCACGCCGAUAUGCAGGCAAAUGCAAAAACUUCAGUUCUAGACAAGAACUGGAUUGUUGGAAAACCUCUAUACGGUUCAAGGGAGGUUCUCAUGCAGAAACUUAACCAAUUUCUCGAGUUCUGUGCUAACUAAACUUUGGUUUUGAGUAUGUUGUAAUCUUCAAGAUGAAAUUGUAUGAAUGUGUGUUUUGUUUAUUGUGGGGAUCUGGGUUUAUUUUUUGCCUCAAUUCCCAGGGAAGAUCUGAUGGAAUUGUGUAUUACGGGAGAAUGUUAUCAUUUGGGAUUUACAGGGAGGAACAUUUCAAAACACAUUUGUGAUUUUGCUAAUGAUUUAAUGGUUAUUGAUUUUUAAAGAGCAA
Dioscorea cayenensis subsp. rotundata (Guinea yam) is the source of this 1811-nucleotide messenger RNA. RefSeq lists its product as uncharacterized. The record is from RefSeq and is a predicted model, not a curated record. Gene Ontology annotation, biological process: nuclear pore organization. NCBI's taxonomy places the organism in Eukaryota, Viridiplantae, Streptophyta, Magnoliopsida, Dioscoreales, Dioscoreaceae. The transcript is spliced from 4 exons. Gene Ontology annotation, cellular component: nuclear pore transmembrane ring. The coding region runs from base 56 to 1585 and encodes 509 amino acids. Gene Ontology annotation, molecular function: protein-macromolecule adaptor activity.